UAGUUGCUAAUUGCUGCGUUGAGGUGUUAACGAUUAGGCUCGGCUUGUGUAGACCAAUUUCCUAGUUGUUAUCUUACUUUGAGUAGAUAAUGAAAAACUAUCUCAAAUUUAUGGAGGUGAUAGGCAAUCUUAAGCAUUUGAAACGAACAGGAUGGGUCCUGAGGAAAGUUCAAGAUUGUGAGACCGUUUCGAGUCACAUGUACAGAAUGGCUAUGAUGUCGUUCAUCUUACAAGACUGUCACGGAUUGGAUCGCAUUCGCGUGAUGGAAAUGUCACUUGUUCACGAUCUAGCGGAGGGCAUCGUCGGGGACAUCACCCCGUAUUGCGGAGUUCCCCGUGAAGAAAAGAUACUUCGAGAGUUUUCUGCAAUGACCGAAAUAGCAAACUUGUUAGGUCCAAAUAAGGACAAGGUGAUGGCUUUAUUCAAUGAAUACGAGGAAGGUCAGACUCCAGAGGCAAAGUUUGUGAAGGAUCUCGAUCGGCUUGAUAUGGUCAUGCAAGCAUAUGAAUACGAAAAGCGCGAUAGUUGUCCCAUGCACCUGCAAGAGUUCUUUGAUUCUACGGAAAACAAAUUUUCACACCCUCUGGUAGUUGACAUUGUGAACGCCAUAAAAGAGGAACGCACGAAACUGCCGGGGACAAGAGCAAUGAAUUGAAUGAAUGUCUUCAAUAA
This is a messenger RNA of Anopheles bellator, 673 nucleotides long. RefSeq names its product 5'-deoxynucleotidase HDDC2. Gene Ontology annotation, molecular function: 5'-deoxynucleotidase activity. NCBI's taxonomy places the organism in Eukaryota, Metazoa, Arthropoda, Insecta, Diptera, Culicidae. The coding region runs from base 90 to 656 and encodes 188 amino acids. The transcript is spliced from 4 exons. Gene Ontology annotation, cellular component: cytoplasm. The record is from RefSeq and is a predicted model, not a curated record.